UGAUGCCUAUAAAAUGAAUUUUGAACAUGUGGAUGAAUACCAGUAGAUUCAGUUCUUUGAUAAGAAACCGACCAAGUGUAGCACUCGCAGACUAUGACAUUUCAGAUAGAAGAUCCUCUGCAAUGUCUUCACUUCUAUUACUAUUCGCCUUAUUCGAGGGUAUGUGUGGUUUUGUUUUACCGAUUUGUUCUGCAUUUCGUGUAUCCAGUAUAUCACAAAAACGAUAUUACUAUGAAAAUUUUUUAAUUUUUCAAUAUUGUUUAUCAAUUUUGGCAUUGGCUUAUUUACAAUCAUUAAUAUUCUAUUAUGAUCGUAAAGAGAAUUUACGUCAUAAACAAGAAAUGCAUUUUAUGCAACAAAUGAAUGAAGCUAGACAAAGAUGGCCAGAUCAUCAAAGUUCCAUGGAAGAAGUACAGAAUAAUAAUAAUAAUAAUAAUAAUAAUAAUAAUAAUCCUAUGCAUAAUGACAAUCGAACUAAUCAUCACAAUACUACUAAUAAUACUACUAAUAAUAAUAUAAAUAAUUUUGGUGAAAGACAAUGGAAUUUACAAUUACAAAAUGGUGAAGAUAAAUUACGCUUGGUUACAUUUAUUCAUGAUGUACAUGAAUUAAGCACGGAUGGUUAUAGUGAUUCAAUAUCGAAUCAUGGGAAUACACGAAAUAUGAAAUAUUUGGAAGAUCAAACGUGUUUCAUCGAUCAAGACGAUGAUAAUAUUAGUUCAAUUGGAUAUGAAGAAAAUUCAUUUGAAGAAAGCGUAAAAUUAUCAAACAAUAAGUCAAAUCAAAAUGAACAAAAACAUUCAACCCAAGGUGUUAAAUUUACAAAUCCUAUCAUAGCUCCAAUCAAACAGAAAGAUGAUGGUUUUAAUAUUCAUAAGAAUAGUAUUAUUAUCAAGAUUUAUAAUACUGAUGAAGAAGACGAAGGAGAACAAGAGAUCAUCAAUUCCAGCAAACUCACUGACAAUAAUAAUAAUAAUAAUAAUAUUAAUAAUGAUAAAAGUCAAACAAAUAUUCAUAACGAACCUAAUGAUAUGGAAUUACACCUUAACACAAUACACAACUUUAAUCAUACUAUGGAUUCUAGUAAUAAUAACAAACAAAAUUAUACUACUGAUAAUGAGAAAAGUAGUAGUAACACGAAUAAUAAUAAUCAUAACGAUAACAAUACUGAUAAGAAUGAUUUACAACAAAUUAUAAAAACAAAUAAUGUUUAUCUUACAUUGAGUAAUGUUAAACAAUGCAAUAGUUGUAUUCAACAACCUACCAUAGUUAAUACUAGCAGUGAUGCUAUUUUUGCAAAUGAAAAUACCUCGUUAAAGAAAUCAAAUCAAAAAGGCAAUUAUUUAACAAAAAAACCUAAACACAUGAGUAUUUCUACAGAGAAUACACAACGAAAGACAUCAUGUUGUUCUGAACGAACAGGCAAUGCUAUACAAUGUGGUUCAUUUUAUCCGCUGGCAAUUUUAUUCGGUGAUAAACCAACAGUAUCUAGACGUGAAUGUUAUUUUUCACGUGAUACCGAGGGGGUUAAUUUGUAUUUACGUUUAGGUGCUGUAGGUUUUGGUUUUGGUGUAAUGAUAUUCGAUGGCUUCAAAAUAGCUGAACCAUGGGAAGAAGGAGCUAAUAGUAUGGUUUCUUGUCAUGGAUAUUUAUGGAUACCGUUACAUUUAUUACAUUUUGUCUAUGUAUUUUGGCAAACCUACUUCUUGUUUAAACAUCAUCGGGUUGUAUUCAAUGUACAAAAAUUUGUUCUACGCUUUCUUUUAUGUCAUUUGGCUGUCGCCAAUUUAUGUCAAUGGUUAAAAACCAUUGUUGAUGAAAUUGGCAGUGAACCUGCACAUGAAGAAGAGCUGAUGUCCGCUGAUUCACCGAUAGUAUUUCCAUCAGAAUAUUUUUUCGAUACAAACGCACCAUAUAGUAGUAAUAAUAUUAAUAAUAAUAAUAAUAAUAAUUAUAGUAAUACAAAUUUCCAGAAUUAUACAAAUAGUGCAAAGUUGUCAACUUUCAAUUUAACUAAUUCAACCAAUAUAGUUAUAUCGCUGACUAGAAAAAAACGUGGUGACAAUGUGACAGCGCCUCAUACAAAUUAUGAAGAUUCAGCAAUGCAUGCAGCUGAACAAGCAGUGUUAGGAUGUGGUGUAACAGUCAAAUACUUAGCACCAUAUUUAUUUCCAUGUGCAAUUGAAUAUAGUUUAAUAGCUGGUGCAAUAUUUUAUAAAAUGUUUGAAAAAGUUGGUCAUGUUCGGAAAGAAUCAGAACGUUUGGAAAAAUUACGUAAAGCUAAUCCAAAAUUAAGUCAAUUCUCUGAAUGUCAUCGUUCACAUAAAGGUUUAUUUGUUGGCCUACUAUUAUUUAUGGCUACAUUAGUGGCAAUGAGUUUAUUUUUUAUUUUCAUAGUAAAACGUGAUCGACGUAACACAGCAAUUACAUUAUAUCAAGGAACAGAACUUGUGUUAUUAUCUGUUAGUACAUUAACAUGUUUAACUAGUUUAUUUCGUUUACAAGCAUUGAAAUUAAGUGAUCUAUCAGAAGAAGUAGCAUUUGAUGAUAAUUUAUUAUUGAUCGGUUUAGUUGGAAUGUUAUUCUAUGAUUUAUUCUUAUUAGUACCUGCAUUAGAAGCUAUACCGAAUGGUGUGAUUGCGGCCAAGUUAUAUGCAGCUAAAGCUAUUAUGGAAAUGAUUCAAUCGAUGUUACAAGUAUUUUUCAUAUUAGAAGCAUCAAGACGAUGUGCCGGAACAUUAGAACAUGUACAAAAAAAACCUGGACGUACAAUGAUUACAUUUUUACUGGUAUUAAAUUUAGCUAUGUGGUUUGUUAAUACAUUCGAAGUGAAACAUGCUGAUAAUCAUAGUAUACAUAUAAAUUAUUAUUCAUCAAUGGCAUGGAAAAUUAUUACACAUAUUGCAUUACCACUGAUUGUAUUUUUUCGUUUUCAUUCCACUGUUUGCUUGUCAGAUAUUUGGGCAAAUGCUUAUCGUUUUAGAACAGAAUGAAAAAGGACAUUGUUUCAUGUCCUCUUUUAUUUUCAUUUCUUCCAUUCCAUGCUGUCAAUCAAUCAAUCAGUUUACUUGUCAGUCUACUUAUUACUUACUACUUGACAGUCUAUGAUUGAGAUAGUAAGAGUAGUAAGUUAUGCAUAGAAGCUCAUUUGGGGUAUCAUUCAUGAUUGAGUGUAAUCAACUGUUUGUUUCUUUGUUUGUUCAUGUUCUGUAAAGACUAUUCUUUAUAUCGAAACAGUUUGGAUGAUAAUGAUGAUGAUCGCAAUACUGCGAUUGUUUUCACCUGUUUCUUUAUAAACCGUUUGACUCUAUUGUCCUUACAUAUUUUGGGAAAUAUAUAUAUAUAUGCAUAUAUAUAUAUGUGCAACUCAAAGCCAUAUUCUUAUCAUGUUGUGUAGAUGAAAUUUUUCAAUAUUAUUAUUUGUGAAAAUACAAUUUGUGUAUAUUUAUUGACAUUAUUUAAUAUUGUUUGUUUUAUUAUUUAUUGAAAAAAUUGAACAUUAAAUUUCGCAAGAACAAA
Messenger RNA from Schistosoma turkestanicum, 3519 nucleotides. Lineage: Eukaryota; Metazoa; Platyhelminthes; Trematoda; Strigeidida; Schistosomatidae. The record is from the annotation of a GenBank genome assembly.